GCAACGCCGUAACAGCCCUACCUCUGCUGGCUGUGCAGGUGCGGCAGCUGUAUUCGCCGCAACCUCCUCCUUCCUUCCCAUCCCUCCGCCUCCGGCUCACGGAUUCCUUCACCUCGCGGAAUUCUCCUCGCCUCCACCACCGCCUCGGCCUCCCGCGAACCCCCGCUGCGCUAGAAGCUUCCUGGGACGCGGUCCGAGGCACGGAUCCUUGGCCCCGAGGCGGGGGCGCGGUUUGCGCGGGGGUUCGGAGCCGGCGCGGGAGCUGCUCUGAUUCGCCGGGGGUGCCGCGGGGAAUGCUCUACCUCAAGCUGCCGGCGGGGGAUCUAGGGUUCCGUCCAGGGCCGGCGCGGCGGGGAUCCGGCGGUGGCGGGGCCUGAGGUGGCGCGAGCGGGCGAUCCGGCCGGGGCCGGCCAUGGCUGCGGCGGCGGCGGCCGCGGUGGAGCAGGAGGCCGAGGCCACAUGCCUGCAGAGCUUCGAGCUCUACGAGAGCGAGUCGAGACUUUAUAUUCUCGGAACUAACUCUGACAAAACACUUUGGAGAUUACUCAAGAUUGAUAGAUCAGAGCCAUCAGAACUUGUGAUAGAUGAGUGUUCUACUGUAUAUAGUGACAGUGAACAUCAUGACUUGUUGAAAGGUCUUGAUGAAGAACACAGGUCAACUGGCGGAGUAAAAUUUGUUACAAAGUUUUACGGCGUAAUUGGUUUCAUCAAGUUCCUUGGGCCAUAUUACAUGCUAAUUAUUACCGAGCAGAAAAGAAUUGGGGAGAUCUUUGCUCAUCCAGUGUACCAGGUGACUAGGACUGCAAUGGUUGAAUUAGCAAAUUCAAAGACAAGAUCAACCUUUCAAAGCUCCAAGGAUGAGAACAGAUACAAGAAGAUCUUGAGCACACUUGAUCUUAGGAAGGAUUUCUUCUUCAGUUAUUCAUACCACAUCAUGAGAAGUCUUCAGAAGAACUUGAGUGACCCACAUCAGGAAGGAUGGACCUUAUAUGAGACAAUGUUUGUCUGGAACGAGUUUCUAACUCGUCGGAUCCGUAACUGUCUCAGAAAUACUUUGUGGACCGUUGCACUGGUCCAUGGUUUCUUUAAGCAGGAUAAAUUCUCAAUAUCUGGGAAGGAUAUCAUGCUCACACUCAUUGCUAGACGCUCGAGGCAUUAUGCUGGAACCAGAUAUUUGAAAAGGGGGGUGAAUGAGAAGGGCAGAGUAGCAAAUGACGUUGAAACUGAGCAAAUUGUAUAUGAAGCUGUGCCUGGACCUAGUGAAGUAAGUUCUGUUGUACAGAACCGGGGUUCAAUCCCACUAUUCUGGUCACAGGAGACAUCAAAAUUGAAUCUUAAACCUAAUAUAAUAUUGCAUGAGAUGGACGAUGAUUAUGAAGCUACCAAGCUUCAUUUUGAAAAUCUUAGAACAAGAUAUGGAAACCCUAUCAUUAUCUUAAACUUGAUUAAGACACGUGAGAGGCGAGAGUCUAUACUUCGCCGUGAAUUUGAUAAGGCAAUCAAGAUAAUAAAUAAGAGCUUAUCAGAGGAGGAUCAUCUGAGGUUCUUACAUUGGGAUCUCCAUAAAAAUUCUCAAGGCAAACCUACAAAUGUGCUUGAUGUUCUGCUGAAAGUGGCAUUUCGGGCUCUGAGUUUAACCGAGUUUUUUUAUUGCCAAGUUGCACCAAGUUCAGAGACUGCUGCACACUGGUCCACUCUGUUGAGUGGUCUUGAACCAUAUUUAUGUGAUGACAACAGCAAUAGUGACAACACAGAGUGUUAUGAUAUUGUUGGUGAUAUAUCUCAAGAGGAUAUCUCUGGCAGCUCUGAUUCCUCUGGUAACGCAACUGCAGAAGACAAAGUUGAGAAUAGUGAACUGCGACCACUAAAACCACCAAAAUUCCAAAAAGGUGUCUUGCGGACAAACUGUAUUGAUUGUUUGGAUCGAACAAAUGUCGCUCAGUAUGCGUAUGGUUUAGCUGCUCUUGGACAUCAGCUGCAUGCGCUUGGUGCUAUAGAAUCUCCAGAGCUAGCUUUAGAGGCUCCCUUGGCCCAUCACUUGAUGCACUUUUAUGAGAGGAUGGGUGACACACUUGCUGUACAGUAUAGCGGUUCAGCUGCUCACAACAAGAUAUUUUCUGCAAAGAGAGGUCACUUGAAGCUUUUUAUUCAGUCACAAGAGUUCUUCAGGACACUACAACGACACUACAGCAACACCUGUAUAGAUGCUAACAAACAGGCUGCCAUAAACUUAUUUUUGGGAUACUUCCAGCCGCAGCAGGGGAAACCUGCACUGUGGGAGCUAGAAUCAUCUUCCGGGGAGCAUAACAAUGAACUUUUUGAUGACCACACAAGUACAUUGAAAAGAAUAAGAUCAGAUGGCAGUAUUCUUCAUGAAAGCGGUGCUUCUAUAUCUGGCUCGGGUCAUUGCUAUAAUGAACCGUUGACUGCAUCACAGCCUGAUGUUCAGAGUGGGUUACAAGUUCCAAAUUUGGAAUCUCAUUCAAUUCAUGAAAAUGAAGUUUCAUCAGGCUAUGAAAGUGGGGUAUCACACCUAAGGUAUACUCCCACAGCCUCUGAUAUACUUCAUGUCCCAAGAGCUGAUCCUGACAAUGAUUCUGGUGAUUCAAACUUCCUGGAUCUUGAAUGGCUCUCCACCUCAGGCAACUCAAGUGAUGAAAGGUCUGUUGCAACUAGCACGCCAGAUGCGAACCUAUCGACUGAAAAUGUAAUUAGUGGCAUAACUCCUGAAAUCAUGGAAAACCAAGUUGCUGAAAUUCAGGCUCAGAAGUUACCGGACGAUUUUGUGCAGUGGGUUAAUCACGGGGACACUUUUUGGUAUUAAGGUUACGAUGAUGCUGUCUCAUGUAUUCCUGGCUACUUGGAAGAUCCAGCUUCUCUUCCUGGGUAGUCAGUGAACGGAUCCAAGUAAGAGACUAGGAGUUGAGAAUAAGAUGGAUGGUACAGCAGUUCAGACAUUUCACCUGUGAUUUAUGCCCUUAUCAUCCCAGAGUCCUUUAGGGAAGUAUAACGUCUGUUUAUUUGUUCACAUCUUUUUUUUUUACUAUGGGCGAGUAGGUAGAUAUUUUUUCUUUUUAAAGAAAAUAGAGAUAGGUGUGGUAAUUAUUAUUCAUCUGGAAUUGUAUUAUUAUUCAUGGGACUUGCUAUUUUCAUGUGUAAAUAUAUAUGCUUGAGGUGUCUAUAGUGGAGGUGGAGAGCAAACCACCGCUUAUUCCUCAA
This is a messenger RNA of Panicum virgatum (switchgrass), 3219 nucleotides long. RefSeq names its product phosphoinositide phosphatase SAC3-like. The transcript has 16 exons. Bases 413 to 2824 code for a protein of 803 amino acids. Gene Ontology annotation, biological process: phosphatidylinositol dephosphorylation. NCBI's taxonomy places the organism in Eukaryota, Viridiplantae, Streptophyta, Magnoliopsida, Poales, Poaceae. Gene Ontology annotation, cellular component: intracellular membrane-bounded organelle. The record is from RefSeq and is a predicted model, not a curated record. Gene Ontology annotation, molecular function: phosphatidylinositol-3,5-bisphosphate 5-phosphatase activity.